GAUAAGUUUCUUAACAGAAGGUGACGUAUCUGAACAGCGACAUUUAGUGCUACACCCAUUUUUGUCUUGAUAAGGUUGAUUUCUUUCGCACGGUACAAUAGAAGAAAUGGGGUUGAACUCGCAGGUAUGUUGUGCUGCACGGAAACACUUUCAAAUGUGAACAUUUCGGAGAUGUGGUUGUUGUUUUACAAGAGCCCAUGGCACUUGUGGUUGAUCUCGUGUCUGGUAAAAUAUGGUGCUGGUGAUGUGAGUGGUUUCCGUAUACGAUUACGCUACACCAACGAUUCUAGGCAAUCUGUUGCUUUUCACAACGUGUCUUCGGUAAGUAAUGUCGAAACGGUUCGGAUCCUUGGAAAGGGAAGCACUUUACUUGGGCACCAGCAGUGGACAUUCUCAACCCCUCUGUAUCGUAGCAGACCAAGGUUAACUCAAAGAAAAAUUGUUUCUCGGAGCGUCGAUAUUUUAAAACGAUCCACCCAAACUCCGGAAAAGACAGCUAAGGUGUCAUGGCCGCGAUCGGUACGUCACAGGCGUUUUAAUAAUGUACGUCACAAACGGAGCGGCGGAUCGAUCAUUAAAAAACACUAUAACACAAAUGUGGGUGUUGCAACAAUCGAAAAAGGAGUCGCCCACGAACAAAGUCAAAAACGUAAAGGCCGAGAUUCUGAAACAGGCGCGACGGACAAAAUGGAAGAAGGAAUCGAGGACUCACACAAACUAAAGAAUAAAGGCCAAGAUUUUGACGAAGCUUCAGCUGAUACAAUGCAACGGGCUGCGUCAAACUCUGGGUCAAAAGAAGUUUCUCAACGCUUGGCGGGGAAAUCAGACGCUUCAAAUGCAACCUUACGAUUUGGAGGCGACAACGGCAGUCCGUGCAAUGUUGUAGAAACUAGUCUCGGUUCAAUGAUUAACUGCACAUAUCGUGGUCUAGAUCACAUAGAGCCGAAUUGGUUUCCGGAGAACGCGUCGGUCGUGUUGCUUGAUCAAAAUGCCCUGGCCACAAUUCCGAACGGAACUUUUGAGCACUUGAGUAGACUAAUUAUUCUAAGUGUUACAAAUAAUCAAUUGAAGUAUCUUGAAGGGGGGAGUUUUCUUGGACUUGGUCAUCUUGAAGUUUUGAACUUGGAAAAUAACGAACUGGACAUGACAUCCGAUGUUUAUCCCCCGUCGGUCUUCGCCCCGUUGGUAAGUUUAAAAGAGUUGCGACUUCUUCAAGAGAUUUCAAUCGGUCAACAUGCUUAUCCAGAAGGGUUUUUCAAAUUUCUCCAGAAUCUAACCGUUUUGUCUAUUAAUACGGUAGGGGGAGCGUUGUUCUUCGAUUCUGAAUUCAAGAGUAUGAAAGACCUGAAACAACUGGAGAUAACCGGCAACGUUCAUUUCAUGGUCAAUUCAAGUUUCGAGAACGUCAGUCAGUUGAAAACUCUAAAAAUGGAUGCAUUUCAAAACGUUCAAAGGGUCUCUUCCGGCCUGUUUGAACCAUUGACGCAGUUGGACGUGCUUGACCUGUCUUUUAUACAAUUGGGCUUGAAGGAAACUCUCGAGCUGUUGGCUCCCUUCGAAGGCCGGAACAUGUCAAUGAUCUCCCUUGACGCCGUCAACCGUUUUUCCCACGAGAGCUACACAAGCAUCCUGAGCAGGGACGGAAUCCUGGACGCCGAGAAAAUGAAACAUGUGGUGAAAAUUUGUGUGCGCGAGAUAAGAUUGUCCAGGAAUAAAAUUUUUGUUGUUGAAGAAAGUGCUUUUCAAGAUCGCUAUGUUUUGAAUAAGUGCUUGAGAAGUUUUGAAAUCACAGACAACCCGAUUGUAGGCACUAGCACGGCUCUGCUGAGCAUUCUUCAGCUUCAGAGUCUAACGUCUUUCACUAUAACUGGACCAAUACGAAAUUGUUCAAAUAUACACAGGAUGUUAGGCGGUUAUGCCACGUUCAACGGAAUGCUUGCUUCGGGACAAACUUUUGAUUCGGUUGGACCCACGAUCAAAAAAGACUUGUCGGCAAGAGAGUCUUCCUUUGCCCACAGUUACCGGAAUGGACUCGGAAAUGUUCUAACGUCAAAAAAUAGAAAAAGAAUUUCCCUAAACAUCGGUCCAAGUAAUAGCGCCGUCUUGUUCAGCGGAGCUCAUUCGAUUAAAGAUGAAAGUAACUUUAUCCGCGUGUCAAGCUCUCUGAAGCAUCUGGCUAUGCAAAGCCUCAUAGAAUCAGGGUACUUUUCUGACAACUACACAAUACGCGGGGCCGAGGGUAUCACAGAAUUGGACCUCUCGAACAACAACUUCCAAAGUUUUAGUGGCACGAUUUCCGGAUUCACUGGUCUGAAAACGUUGUUUCUAUCCGGGAAUGACCUUUGUGAUUUGUCCGAAUCAUUUUUCGACACGUUUCCAAAUUUAGAAAAUUUAGAUCUCUCCAGCUGCAACUUGCAGACCCCGUUCUUGGCAGGAUCCGGGGGUAGACUAUUUAAAGUUCUUAAACAUCUGAGACUGCUUGACCUUUCCUUAAAUUUACUCAGCCUUCUAGGAAAAGACAUUUUUUCUUGGAACCCUGCGAUGGAGGGUGUAUUUCUUUCUAAGAACAGAUUUCGAGAAAUUCCGUUCGAUUUAAACAACACCCCGAAUCUGGAAGUACUGGACAUGAGAGAAAACUCCUUAACGACACUGUCGAACGAUAUCUUAGUUGAAUUGGACGCAUUGAGUCUCAGACCAAACUCGUUUCAGCUGUACCUGUCUGGAAAUAUUUUCUCAUGUAGCUGUGAGAAUCUUCAGUUCUUGCAAUGGAUCUUCUCUACGAAUGUCGUCCUUGACAAGGAUAGAAACUUUACGUGCAUGGACAGUGCAGGUGUUUUGACACACACAUCCGCUUUUGUUGAUCUUGAAGGAGUUUGGAGGACGUGUCGAGGGGAAUUUUUCUUCUCGGUGGCUCUUGUUCUGUUUUGUGUAAUAUGUAUCGGGUUCUUAACUGUGUUUGUCUUGAUGAGAAAUAAACUCUACAUAACGUCAACGCUUCUCAAACUGUUGGGUGGAAUUAAAAUCAAGACCCUAUCCGACUAUAACAUUGGAGUGUUUAUCGGUUACGCUGAUAAAGACUAUAGGUUUCCCUGCUCAGACCUCAGAGUCUACAUCGAAGAGGGCCUCGGGUUAUCGACCUACAUCCUCGACCGUGACCUCAGCCUCUCGUGCGACACAGCCUCCGGCAUUUCGCACGCCAUCAGCUGCAGCUGGAGAACCGUUCUUGUAAUUACUGAGCAAUUUCUCGUCGAGGACUCGUGGGCCAUGUUUACGCUGAGAUCAGCGCUGUACUCUCAGACGGCAGACAACCCCGAGCGGGUGGUAGUCUUAGUUGAGCAGCGACUCCACCAUCUCUUGCCCACUGAGGUUAUGAGCUCUAUCCCUGAGGACAACAUUAUAUGCGUAUCGCGUUGGAGCCUGGAUUAUGAGCUGAAGGAAAAACUAAGGACACGCAUUGUAAGGGACUGACGAUACAGUGUGACACCAGACACUUGGCUUAGCCUGUUGGCUCACUGAUGGGCUGCUUUGUGUUUUUUAAUGUUUGUUUAUUACUUAACUGAUCUUUUGAUGGCUUAACAUUUUUGGAUGACACUCUGUUUUUUUAAGAUGGUGGAUAAGUUGCAUUGUGAAAUAAUGUGUCCCGUGUUUGGUUUUUAUUAGGAUUUAUUGAAUUAUAUUAUUGUAUGGAUUUGUUGGUUAUUUGUAUUGAUUGUUGGGUUAUUUGGAUUGAAUAGUUGGUGGUUUUGAUUGAUUGUGGUUGUUCUUUUGUCAGAAAGUCACCUGAUUCAUUAAUUCAUUGCUGUUUUCUGCCAAUUGUUUGAAAUAUUGGUCAUUUUGUUUACAUGGUCAAAUAAAUGAGAACUAUUUUACUAAAUGUCUUUCAAAAAGAAAAAUUGUAC
Messenger RNA from Lymnaea stagnalis (great pond snail), 3899 nucleotides. The record is from the annotation of a GenBank genome assembly. NCBI's taxonomy places the organism in Eukaryota, Metazoa, Mollusca, Gastropoda, Lymnaeidae.